GAGACAUUUUUCAGACCUGUAGUAACGUCGUGCGGGAGCGAUAUCCGGCUGCCCGGCCGGGAUAACAGCGCUGCCUACCAAAGCCACAUGCUCUCCUUAUCAGCUGAGGGUUUGAGUAGAAGGAGAACCUUAAUUUUUUUCUCGUGUACCGGUGGCUUUUAAACGAAAUUUUGGUACUUUUCUUUAUUUAUUUUCUACUUUAAGGAUUGUUGUUUUUUUCCUUUCAAGAACAUUUAAAAUUAUCAAUUUAGAAAAAGAUCUCGUCGGUAUUCUGAGGAUUUCUGAGGGAAAAUCCUGGGGUUUCAGCUUCGCCAAGGCAAGGCAAAUCCGGCAUCCAAGGACAAAAGAGCGAGCUCAGUGGAGACUGCCACCGAGGGGCAGUCAUCAGGCCAAAUAUUCCCCACUUCAUCUAAUACUGGGAAAAGCUAAUUGAAUUCCCAUCAUGGACAGAGCAGACGUGAGCAAGUUUAACAUCUCUCCAGAUGAAGACAGCAGUAGCUAUAGCUCCAACAGCAAUGACUUCAAUUAUCCAUAUCCAACCAAAGCACCUAUGAGACCAUGUGUAGACAGGGAUCCAGAAAAUCAAAAUUUCCUGCUUGAAUCCAAUCUUGGAAAGAAGAAGUAUGACAUUGAAUAUCAUCCAGGUACUACUUCCUUUGGAAUGUCAGCGUUUAAUCUGAGCAAUGUUAUUAUGGGUAGUGGCAUCCUUGGACUUUCUUAUGCCAUGGCAAACACUGGAAUUAUUCUUUUUGUGAUCCUCUUGGUGGUUGUGUCAAUAUUCUCUUUAUAUUCAGUUCAUCUUCUCCUAAAGACUGCCAAUGAAGGAGGAUCUCUGUUAUACGAACAGCUAGGAAUGAAGGCAUUUGGUUUGGCUGGGAAAAUUGCAGCUUCUGGAUCAAUUACAAUGCAGAACAUUGGAGCUAUGUCAAGCUACCUCUACAUAGUGAAAUAUGAGUUGCCAUUGGUCAUCAAGUCAUUUAUGAACAUCGAAGAGAACACAGGAGAAUGGUAUCUUAAUGGUGACUGUUUGGUUGUGCUGGUGUCUAUAGUGUUCAUUCUUCCUUUGUCCCUGCUGAAAAAUUUAGGAUAUUUAGGAUAUACAAGUGGCCUUUCCUUAAUGUGUAUGGUCUUCUUCCUUAUUGUUGUAAUUUGCAAGACGUUCCAAAUCCCUUGUCCUUUGGGAUUGGAGUAUGACAUGAUGAACACAACUCUGAAUGGCACAUUGGCACACCUGGCAACUGCUGCACCUUUGCAUGGAACAGCACAAAACAUGACUAGUGAUGACAUGUGCAGGCCAAAAUAUUUCGUCUUCAACUCACAGACUGUCUAUGCCGUACCAAUCCUAACAUUCUCUUUUGUCUGCCAUCCUGCUAUUCUUCCUAUUUAUGAAGAACUGAAAGGCCGAACCCGUAGAAGAAUGAUGAAUGUGUCCAAUGUUUCAUUUUUUGCCAUGUUUAUAAUGUACCUAUUGGCUGCUCUCUUUGGAUACCUGACAUUUUAUGGAAAUGUUGAAGCAGAAUUGCUUCAUACUUACUCUGAAGUCCUGGGUUCUGACGUUAUUAUUCUUAUUGUGCGUCUGGCUGUACUUAUGGCUGUAACACUUACUGUACCUGUAGUUAUCUUCCCAAUCCGCACUUCAAUUACACAGCUGUUUUGUGCAGAGAAGGAGUUCAGUUGGUUACGUCACAGUUUAAUUACAGUUUUUGUUUUGGCAUUUACCAAUGUUCUCGUAAUCUUUGUCCCUUCCAUUCGAGAUAUAUUUGGAUUCAUUGGUGCCUCUGCUGCUGCUAUGCUGAUCUUUAUACUUCCUUCUGCUUUCUAUAUCAAACUAGUGAAGAAAGAACCUCUGAAAUCAGUGCAGAAGAUUGGGGCUAUACUCUUCCUGGUGAGUGGCCUGUUUGUGAUGAUUGGAAGCAUGAUCUUGAUUAUUAUGGAUUGGAUCCAUAAUUAUGCAUCUGGUGGACAUUAACUGGCACGAUUUAAUCUCGAAUACUCCAGCAUUCACUGAAAUAUCUACUGAGAAAGAAAAUUACCUGGGUUUGCAAUUUUGCUUCCUUUAAAAUGCAGAUUCUUUGAUGCUGGUUCUUCUGACUGUAGAAUAAGUGAACUCUUGAAAAGAAACUAUUCUGCAUGAUGGAAGUGGCUAUUAACAUCAAACCACCUGAGUCUCUGGCUGAGGGAAGUGACAAUUUUAUUCCAUUCCAGAGAAUGGACACAACUCUCUGUAGAAUUUUAUCAAGCCAUGUUUGGCUUUUGUCAUUGUUACUUGGGUAUUUUAUUAUUUUACUUGAAUGUGCCUAAUGGAACCAUUUGAUGUGAAAAAUAACUCUUAAUUUACAGCAAAGUGUUGAUAUAUCUAAUGA
This is a messenger RNA of Terrapene triunguis (Three-toed box turtle), 2363 nucleotides long. RefSeq names its product solute carrier family 38 member 2 (gene SLC38A2). The coding region runs from base 443 to 1969 and encodes 508 amino acids. The record is from RefSeq and is a predicted model, not a curated record. Gene Ontology annotation, molecular function: L-glutamine transmembrane transporter activity. Gene Ontology annotation, biological process: L-glutamine transport; amino acid transmembrane transport. NCBI's taxonomy places the organism in Eukaryota, Metazoa, Chordata, Testudines, Emydidae. The transcript is spliced from 16 exons.